This is a messenger RNA of Rhineura floridana, 1484 nucleotides long. RefSeq lists its product as uncharacterized. The coding region runs from base 184 to 1416 and encodes 410 amino acids. Lineage: Eukaryota; Metazoa; Chordata; Lepidosauria; Squamata; Rhineuridae. The record is from RefSeq and is a predicted model, not a curated record. The transcript has 11 exons.
ACAGGAGAGUUUCCAAAAGGUGAAAGGCGGGGAGAGGCUGUGCUCACUCUUCUGAGAGUUAACAAAGCCCACAAAUCAUCAGGCAUCACCUUCUUUGUGAUACUUUGGUGUGUGAGUCCAUUGUCAACUGUUGGAUUCUGCAUUCUGUGGCACUGGCAACUGAAAACUUGGGGAAAAGAAGCCAUGCCAAAGCUAAAAGGGAAACCAAAACCUAAAGCCAAUUCAGAUACCUAUAUUCUUGAAAAGUUUCUGCAAACUUAUGAAAAGCACUGUACAGCAUCCCAAAGUUGUGUCAGUCCAACUAUCAAACAGGGCUUACGGAAAUGUAUAGCAAAUGACAUGUUAAUUACUAAGUUCGUGCUUACAAAUGUAGAGACCUUAUCCAGAAACCUGCAUCCAGUUUCUCUCACUCCUUUACUUAGGACUAUCCGAGACGAACGGUAUCGGUUGGGGAAUGAGCUCUGUAUCUGGGGAAUUAAGCUAAGUCCUCAAGAUAUUGCAAACCUUGCAAUCUUACUAGAACUGGAUGGACGUACCAUCUAUCCAUUUUCCAAAUUAGAAAUAAUGCAUCAUGUGUUGGACCUUUGGACUACGGAGAGACUUGGAAUGGCUCUGCCUUACAGCAAUCUGAGUUCUCUUGUUUUGGAUUACUCCAAAUGUGGUGAUAAUGGUGUCAAUAGACUUACUUCUGGAUUAGAUGGGAACAGAAAGCUUUUAAUUCUGAGUCUGUGCUACUGUGAUUUAGGACCCAAAAGUGGAUCAAUGUUAGCAACUCUUGUAAUCCAAACUGCCAUUUGCGACUUGUUCCUUAAUGGUAACCACUUGCAAUGCCUGGGUGCCACAGAACUCCUCAGACCAAUAGCAGAGUAUGCAGAAAACAUAGGACAAGAAAAGAAAGGAAAUGCUUUAUUCAACAAUGAUACUGCUCACCACCUCCUUGAAGCAAACAAAGAUGCAGUUAUUCAUUCAAAAGCUGUAAGUCUAAAGGCUACUUCCAAGAAAAAUAAUUUUAUCACACUGGAAAACCCUGAGAAGAAAAAGAAAAGAAAAGGCUUAAAGAAAAAAAGUAAGAAACCUGACUCUGGCCCAUGGUUAGCUAAACUGCAUUUGGCUGAUAAUGCCAUUGAUGGAAGAUUUAAUCAAAGAGAACAAAACAUCUGGGAGUUCAUUCAGCUUUUGACAUGUCUGAUCAGGAACUCUGACCACCUAGCGGAAGUUGAUAUCAAUGGCAAUGCUAUAGGAGAACAAUGUGCAGUCAAGAUAUUGGAAGCUCUUAAGGACCGAAAGAAAGAUGAAAUGCCAAACUUAAACAUUAAGAUAACCCCCCAGAUUUCAUCAAUGACCUUUAGGGAAAUUUUCAAGAGCUGUUCAAAAAUCAAUACAGCAAUAAAGAGAAAGAAAAAGAAAGCCAAGUGAUUAUAAAGUCUUCAUUUACCUUCUGAAGAAAUUGGGUUCAAAGAAGUUAAUAUACAUCAAUUCCUUCC